Caenorhabditis angaria is the source of this 402-nucleotide messenger RNA. Lineage: Eukaryota; Metazoa; Nematoda; Chromadorea; Rhabditida; Rhabditidae. The record is from the annotation of a GenBank genome assembly.
AUGUCGAUAAUAUUUUUCGUCCUAACUUUCAUCACAAUUCAUUCAAAUCGUCACAUUUUGUCUGAAACUCGAAAAAGAGGCGAAUUAUCGAUUAUUUAUCAGAAUAUUCCUAUUGUUCUUGGUUUCCUUAUCCAAUAUUUCACAUCUUUCGUCAUUCAUUUUAUUCGAGUGCAAAAUGAUAGUCGUGAUGUCUUAUUUCAAAGUUUUCUUUGCAAUGAUUUGACGAGUGUGAAUUUGAUUUUUCCUACAAUUUAUACGGUUGCUAACUUUGGAAGACUUCGAACUUUGCUCUCGAAAUUGUUUUGUUGCUUAAGAUUUUGUUAUUUUCACAAAAGAAAUAAUCGAGUCAGUGAUGGAGCGAAUACAACAGUUUAUGCGAUAGAAGCUAAUCCAGUUAAUUGA